Cucurbita moschata (crookneck pumpkin) is the source of this 531-nucleotide messenger RNA. Its product is annotated as pathogenesis-related protein PRB1-3-like. The transcript is spliced from 2 exons. The record is from RefSeq and is a predicted model, not a curated record. Gene Ontology annotation, cellular component: extracellular region. The coding region runs from base 1 to 531 and encodes 176 amino acids. Lineage: Eukaryota; Viridiplantae; Streptophyta; Magnoliopsida; Cucurbitales; Cucurbitaceae.
AUGGCGAUGGUGAUUCAAGAUGAGGAUUACACGGCUCUUUUACCGUUUGGACUUACGUCGGGUAUCAUCGGCAGCUUCAUUCCUGAAUGUCGUGUCUCUCUUCCUAAUGUUGAAGACAACUCACCUGCUGCCUACAUCAAUGCCCACAACGCUGCUCGUGCCCAAGUUGGUGUUGAUCCUAUCAAAUGGGAUGAGAAGCUGGCAAAUUAUUCACAACAAUAUGUCAAUGAACGCAUCAACGACUGCAAAUUGGUGCACUCGGGUGGGGCUUAUGGGGAGAAUCUUGCAUGGGGAAUGCCCGACUUGACAGCCACCAACGCAGUCAAGCUAUGGGUGGAUGAAAAGCAAUUCUAUGACUAUGCCACCAAUUCAUGUGAUUCUGGCAAGGUGUGCGGCCAUUAUACACAAGUGGUAUGGCGAAACUCGAUAAGAAUUGGAUGUGCAAGAGUAGAGUGCAACAAUGCCCGCGGUGUACUCAUUACGUGUAACUAUGACCCGUAUGGCAAUGUUGUUGGUCAAAGACCAUAUUGA